AUGCGACCUUCCGACGCCUUUUCACAUCUCUUGAUCUACAACCUGGCAGGCACUGCCUUCUCCUGGGGUGACUUGGGACAUCGCACCACUGCUUAUCUUGCCGAGCUUUAUCUCACAGACGAUGAGCUGCGAGCGGUGCAGCACAAUACCGGGUUCGACGAUAUUUCGGACGCUGCGGUCUGGCCCGACCAAGUCAGCAAGACGCCGGAGUAUUCUUACACAGCCUCGUGGCAUUAUCUCAACGUCCAUGACGAUCCCCCAUCUGCAUGUGGCAUUGAGCUCCCACGCGAUCAUCAACCAGGAUCGUCUGACAUUCUGACAGCCUUUGUGAAUCAUUCCAAAAUCGCAACCAGCAAGCACAGUAGUGCUGAGCAGCUCUCGGAAGCGUUCAGGUUCCUCUUGCAUUGGGUGGGCGACUCACAUCAGCCACUUCACGCCGAGGGUUUCAAACGAGGAGGCGGUGAAAUCCCGGUCUUGUUCGAGGCCGAACCGACCAACUUGCAUAUCGUCUGGGAUGUGCAUAUCCCGGAGAAACUCAGAGGACAACCAGACCAGAGGCAGGCUGCCAAAGACUGGGCCAAAGAAUUGUUCAACAAAGACACUGCUCAGCUGCCAUCAGUCGACAAGACAUGUUCCGACCCGGGACAUGCAUUUGAGUGCGUAUAUGGUUGGAUGCAGGAAGCAAACCAGCUGGUGUGCAGUUCUGUUUUCGCGAAAAGCGUGUAUGAUGUUGACCUCGGUGGAUCAUAUUAUGCACAAGCUGCUCCAGUCGUCAAUCAUCAAAUUGCACGGGCUGGCAAGAGACUGGCAUUGUGGAUCAAAACAGUUCUGAACGAAUCCCUGAGCAACGACUCCAUCGUACCUAAUGAAUGGGACCAGGUGGUGUUGGAUUCGCCGAUAGCUGCCUAA
Messenger RNA from Zasmidium cellare ATCC 36951, 909 nucleotides. RefSeq lists its product as uncharacterized. Lineage: Eukaryota; Fungi; Ascomycota; Dothideomycetes; Mycosphaerellales; Mycosphaerellaceae. The record is from RefSeq and is a predicted model, not a curated record. The transcript has a single exon. Bases 1 to 909 code for a protein of 302 amino acids. Gene Ontology annotation, biological process: DNA catabolic process. Gene Ontology annotation, molecular function: nucleic acid binding; endonuclease activity.